Molecule: messenger RNA, 3526 nt
Organism: Xenopus laevis (African clawed frog)
Lineage: Eukaryota; Metazoa; Chordata; Amphibia; Anura; Pipidae
Gene: golga2.L
Product: golgin subfamily A member 2-like
Exons: 27
Coding region: 112-2964 (950 amino acids)
Source: RefSeq, a predicted model, not a curated record
GAUCCUGAUCAUUCGCCACGGCUCUCUCCAGACCCAAUUCAGGCCUUUCUGGAGGGUCUGGUGUCAGAUCUUCAUAGAUCCAAUGGGUUAUCUGUCCCAUCACUGGACCCUAUGAAGGUUUUGGAUAGUGACAUUAACUCGCAUGACGCUGACGAUGGCUCAGACAAUUGUAAAACCCCAACCAUGUCUCACCCUGAUAACCCCAUAUUCCAGGAAACUGAAUAUGAUGGCAGGAAUUCACAGCCAGCGGAGAACAGGUCUCUCUCGUCAACAGACGGCCUCCGGCAACUUUCAGAACAACUUAACGGCUUUGUGUCACAGUCAAAUUCCUAUGUUAACGGAGAAAAUAUCAUCUCAAGUAGCAGCCCAGAACUGGAGUCUCGUUUCCAGGAGCUGGCUGCUGCUCUGGACUCCAGCAAUCUAACCAACAACCAGUUCAGUACAAAGAUAGAGGAACUGAAACAACAAAAUCAAGAGAUUGCAGAUCUGAUGGAAAAGGAGAAAAAAGGUUUUGAACAAAAGUUUGUGAAGGAGCAAGGUGCACUGAGGGAACAACUGCAGGUUCACAUCCAGACUAUUGGCAUCUUGGUCUCGGAAAAAUCCGAGCUGCAAACAGCUCUAUCUCACACACAGCAGGCUGCACGGCAUAAAGCAGCUGAGUCUGAGGAUCUUGCACUACGUUUGCAAUCUACCAGACAGAGAGUGGCAGAGCUGGAACGGACUCUCUCUUCCAUUUCGGCACAGCAGAAGCAGGCGGAAAAGCUGAAUAAGGAACUAGAGAAGGAACGCGAUGGCCUUCGACUUGAGUCCUUGAAGAACAGUAAAAGCAACGAGGAGCUGAAGCAGCAAAACUCUGAGCUCUCUGAGAAACUGAACACGCUUAUUUCUGAGAAUGCAGCCAUGAGGUUGGAGGCAGGAGAUCUUAUGAAGAAGCUGGAGAUGGCCGAGCUCAUGAUUCAACAGUUCUCCAAUCAUACAGGAGCGCCAGACACAAAUCAGCAGCUUCGGAUGGUUUUGGAAGAGCGAGAUCAGCUUGGAGUCCAGUUAGCACAGAUGUCCGAGACUAUCCAACAACUAACAGCUGAACGUGACCAGUACUUAGAGAAUCUGAAGGAAGAAGGGUUUGUCUGGCAGGAAAGAGUCCGGCUUCUUUCUGAACAGAUCCAGACCUUGGGCCAGGAGAAACAUACAGCCCAGGUACAGGUGGAACAGUUGGAGACGAGGGUUACAGAGCUUUUGCUGGCAUCUGCUGAGCUAACAGACACUGAGCCCACACCACUUUCAGGACCCUCUGAAAUUGAGCUGGCCUUGCAGAGAGAGGUGGAGCAGCUACAGCAGAAUUUAAAUGAUCUGCAGGACAGGUAUCAGGCUCAGGUGCAGGACAACAGUCAACUGAGCUGGCUAAACCAGGAACAGGAAGAGCGCCUGCUGGAACUGGAGAAGACAUUACAACGCCAAAGUGAAGAUAAUGUAGACAAGCAGCAGAUCCUGGAAAACAUGCAGAGUGAUAAAGCCACGAUCAGCCGGGCACUGACCCAGAACAGGCAACUGAAGGAACAUUUGGCUGAGCUCCAGAAUGGAUUUGUCAAAAUGACAAAUGAAAACAUGGAGCUCACCGAUGCAUUGCAGAGUGAGCAGCAUGUGAAAAAGGAGCUGGCCAAGAAGUUGGGGCAGUUACAGGAGACUUUGGGCGAUUUUAAAGAGCAGCUGGCUGCAAAGGAGCAGGACAUACAGCUUCUGCAGAGUCAGCGAGAUGAGGUCUCUGCUCACCUCCAGCAGUACAGUGCAGCAUAUCAGCAGGUUUCCAUUGAGAAAGAAGAGAUCCAGAGGCAGUAUCUCCUGCAGGCUCAGCUUAUGGACAGAUUGCAGCACGAGGAGGUGCAGGGGAAAGUCAGUGCAGAGAUGCACCAGAAGGAGUUGCAAAAGAGCAGAGAGAACCUGGAGCUUCUCACCAAAGAAAACCAAGAGCUAAGAGCGCAAGUGCUCCAGAUCCGUAGUGAGCCAGAUAGCAGAGUGCUCAAUAGGAUAGAAGGAGAUGGAGUGGAGAGUGAAGUGUAUGAAGAUGAGAUUCCCAAGGCUUCUCUGGACAUCCCUGAGGACUUUGAAAACAGAGAAGAGAUGGUAACAUUCAUCACCUCUUCCAUAGCAAAGGUGCAAGGGCAGCGGGAAGAGGUGGAAAGACAGCUGACCGAACAAAAGAGGUACUGUCAAGAUCUAUUGCGUCAGAUAUCCGAGAUAAGGCGGCAGCAAUCAUCUGGAACAAUGCAUCAUGCAGCAGCUCUUGGUAUGGAAAGCAUUCCCAGAGAGGUGUAUGAUGCAUUGCAAAGUGCCAUGGAGAAACUUCAACUCCGGUUUACUGACUUGAAGCAGGAGAGAGUGGAGCUAAAGGAUCGCGUAGAAGAGCUGGAGCAUCGAUGUAUUCAGCUGUCAGGAGAAACAGACACUAUUGGAGAAUACAUUGCACUUUAUCAGAGCCAGAGAGCUAUACUGAAGCAGCGUCAUAAUGAAAAGGAGGAGUACAUUAGCCGACUGGCUCAGGACAAAGAGGAGAUGAAGGCUAAGCUGCUGGAAUUGCAAGUCUUGGUCAUGAGGCUGGUAACUGAGCGCAAUGAAUGGUACAGGAGGUUUGUGGAAGCAACCCAGGGUCCCCAGACAGGGCCAGGAGAGUUUCCAGCAGAAAACCUUAUGGAACUUGAAGCAAAAGAGUAUGGAGCUCUGGAGGAAGUCAGCUUAGAAGAGGAUGGGGGACAGGAAAAAGUCCAGUCAUUGCCUCAUUUGGCUGCCCCUCAGGAACGACCAAACCCAACCUCUGGAUCAGAAGACCCAACCACUAAGCAAAUUAUGCAACUUCUGCAUGAGAUACAAAAUCCCCAGGAACGGCCCGGUGCCUUGCUGCAGAAUCCCUGCAUCCCCUUUUUCUACCGUGCCGACGAGAACGACGAGGUCCGAAUUAUGGUGAUUUGAGCGAGGAGUUGACUUGAUGUAUCCAUCCCUCUUUUUCCCAUGCCGACGCCUUCUUGUGCUGGGAUUCGUUUUCUCCAAGGACACAUUAGAAGUGAUUUGCUUUGGGAUGGGGAAGGGCUGAAGAUUGGCAAUUAAUGGGAUGGAUGUAGAGAACUGUUGCCUUCCUGUGCUGAAUUUUAGUUCUCUUAGUGAAUAGUCCGUGAAACAGGAAAUUUGCAGUAUUUCCUUCCACCCCAGGGAACCCCUGUAUUGCACAGGCCUAUGGAUUAUACCAUUAAGUGCAGACUUGUUUCCAAACUCUAGUUAAAAGCUGCUAUUUCCAUCUGCUCAACCCCAUCCACUUGAAUAGUCGGCCUUAUUUCCUGAUUCUUUUGUUUUAUUUGUACAUAUCUCAAGCACUACUGUUUCAUGUGACGUUGACAGCGAGUAGAAUGGUGGUUUGAAAAUGAAGUGGAGGGUUAGACAGUUGGAGAUUGUCCUUGGGAUAAAACCAGUCUCCAGGUGAAGUUGCACAGUGUCAAAUAAACUGCUCCGGCUAGCAAAGCCUUAGUAGAAAAGAUAA